Molecule: messenger RNA, 1223 nt
Organism: Ceutorhynchus assimilis (cabbage seed weevil)
Lineage: Eukaryota; Metazoa; Arthropoda; Insecta; Coleoptera; Curculionidae
Source: the annotation of a GenBank genome assembly
AUGGCACUCAAAGAUCAAAUCCCUAUUGAUUUAUCCGAAGACAUUGUAGGGCUUACAGCAUCGGUGAAUUGUCUUCUCAUAACGUUGAUUUUUGAAACCCAAGUGUCUAGAUGGUCGACAUUACUAAUUGACGUAGCUAACGUUUCCAAAUUUGGCGUUCCUCCGAAUAUGGCUACUGCAGUAAAGAAAUCUAGCCGUAAUGCAUUAUUAUUUUUUGCUUACGCCGUUUUCGCUGUUAGCACCUACUCUGUAGUCUCUGUAUUCGUCGAGUCAGUUAGAUGUGACAAAUUAAACAAAGAAAAAGGACUUCGCGAAAUAUGUUACACAAUCACACCAUUUUGGUGGCCCUAUGGUUUUAAAGAAUUCAACCCACUUUUUUAUCUACUUAUAAAUGCUCAUCAAUAUAUAACAUUAAUGUUGUGGUAUCCUGUUGCUGCAAUGAUAAUAUUUAUUGCUGUAGAAGCUGUCGCAAUCAUUAAAGCCAAAAUAGAGCAUAUGCAAGAAUUAUUUGAAGAAACUUUCGCAACUGAAGAUUUUAGUUUGCAAAGAAAGCGCAUGGGAAUCUGUAUUCGAUAUCAUCAAGAAAUAAUAAGGCUUGGCACAGAAAUGAAUGUACUUUUCAAAAAAUUGUUCGGUCAAAUGUCUUUUCUGUCUGCAGUUGUUGUAAGCUUUAUUUGCAAUCAAAUAUUAAGGCAAUAUUCUAUAGGAGCCACUCUUCAUUUAAUCGGUUACUGGGCUGGAAUAUGUUUCAUAUGUCAUAUUGGACAAAACGUUUCAGACGAUACUUACUCUGUUAAAGAUAGGGCUUAUUCAUGUAAAUGGUAUUUAAAUGACCCAAAACUAGCCAAGGAUUUACAGUUAGUCAUUCUACGGUCUCAGAAGCCAGUUUAUAUGGAAUCCAUUCCUUUUGGCAAUUUUAGCUACAGCAUUUUAAUAACAAUUAUUAAAACUGCUUAUUCUUAUCUAACAUUGAUUAAUAAUACUGGGUAAAAUGUGUAGUUUGGUAUCCUACACACCUUAAUGCAGACUAAAAUCCAACUAUAUGAAGAAUAAAGGCAUUAAAUAUUGAUAAAUAUUAGAGUAAUUUCCUUUACAAGCGCUAUUUAUAAUUAAAUUAAUUUGCUUUAUAUUUUUGUUGAUCAGUAUAGCAUGCUUAACUAAAUCUAGAAUACGCUUAAUAUUACACAAUACACCGAGUUAUAACGAACUAUAAUAAAUAAACA